GAGGACGGAAGAGCGAGCGCUCGAGCUAGGCCGGGGGUUUCUGCGCGCGGGCGCGCUAGUGGCGGGGCCGCCAUGGCGCUGUCUGAGAGCCAGCUGAAGAAGAUGCUCGGCAAGUAUAAGUACAGAGACCUAACAGUGCAGGAGACCAUCAGUGUUAUUACCCAGUACAAAGACCUCAAACCUGUAAUGGAUGCAUAUGUUUUUAACGAUGGGUCAUCUCGGGAGUUGAUGAGCCUCUCUGGAACCAUUCCUGUGCCUUAUAGAGGUAACACAUACAAUAUCCCAAUAUGCCUGUGGCUGCUGGACACAUACCCUUUCAAUCCUCCAAUCUGUUUUGUUAAACCCACUAGUUCAAUGACAAUUAAAACUGGAAAGCAUGUUGAUGCAAAUGGAAAGAUAUACCUUCCUUAUCUACAUGAGUGGAAACAUCCCCAGUCAGAUUUGUUAGAAUUGAUUCAAGUUAUGAUUGUGGUAUUCGGAGAGGAACCUCCUGUCUUUUCCCGGCCUACCAUUUCGGCAUCCUAUCCACCAUACCAGCCGACAGGACCACCAAAUGCUUCCUACAUGCCAGGCAUGCCAAGUGGAAUCUCUCCCUAUCCACCAGGACACCCUCCUAAUCCAAGUGGCUACCCAAGCUACCCUUAUCCCUCUGGCGUUCCGUUUCCAGCAACAACAAGUGCUCAGCAUUACCCUUCUCAGCCACCUGUGACUGCUGUUGCAGAUACUAGAAGAAAGCAGAAGCAGGUAUGGAUUUGUGGUCAUUCAUAUGUUUUAUGGGCAGAAAAACGGGCACUCUCAAGAAGCUUUGGUCCGCAGCUGGGUAUUCGAGUGGAGGAUGCCAAAUUGCACUGGAUAGGAAAGAGUGGAAUGAUGUGGGAUCAGUUAAUACCCAUGCUGUUGCAUGCCCGACGACAUCUGCCAGAUCCUGAGAUACUGGUGAUACACCUAGGAGGAAAUGACCUGGGAACAACAAAACUUAUGAAUCUUAUAAUCAGAAUAAAGAAGGAUUUAGGAUUUAUCAGGCACGUGUUCAAGAAUGUCAUUUUGGUCUGGUCAACCAUUGUGCCCCGAAAAGCCUGGUGGAACCAAGAUGAGGCCUGUAAACUCGUGGAUGAGAACCGGAAAAAAGUCAAUAGUCAAAUUAGCAACUUUAUGAAGUCUAUUGGAGGAUUUGUGAUCAGACAUGAUUCCCUUGUGCCAGAGUCUCCAGGUUUAUUCCAUCUAAAUGGUGUCCUCUUAUCUGAAAGUGGUACUGAUGUCUUCAACCUGGAUUUACUGAGUGUUCUGGAGAACUUGAUUUGACUGUGAUUUAACUUUGGAGGUAGAAUGACAUUACUGUUUGACAAGUAGGAAGCUUGCCAGGGGCAAGGGAUAUUCAGGAUAUAAGGGAAUAUUUUGGCAGGGAUUGGAGGUACUAUCUUCCUUAUGAGGCAGCAGUGUUGGUUGGUGAAUACAUUUUGAAGAGCUAUUAUGUUUUUUAUGGCUCAUCUAGUGGAACUUUUUCUUCCCAGCCUUACAAUGAGAUGUCAUUCCCAGACAGUAAGCCUUGUUGUCCUACAGCCUUGCUUGAUUGACAUAUGCAGUUUGUUGAAAGAGACACUGGCAAAUAGUUUUAAUGCCUUAUUUUUCAUAUCCUAUAUUUUUGUGUGAAACCACACUGUAGUAAGUGGCUUUGUGAUCUGACAAAAUAAGAAUAACUUUAAGUAUUUAAUUACUAGAGAGAACACUAAUACUGAGCACAAAGAAAUAGAAUUAGUAUUUGCUAUUGUAGCAGGCAUCUUAAGUAAUAUAUAAAACUGAAAGGGAAUCAGGGUUGGUGUGGGAGAUAGGAUGCUGUGAGUUGAGAUUUUUAGCUUCUGUUCUGAGCUUUGCUAUUGAUUUAUUAUGGAAAUAAGUCACUUAUGUGAAUAGAAGCAAAGAGAAGUUCUAUUAAAUGAGAUACAACUUCUUGGGUGGAUGUGAUGAGGUUUAUUUAUAAAGCACUUAAACUGUUCAUGUAAAAGUUACUGUACAGUUCAAUAUUUUUAUUGUGAAGGUAUAAACUUUUAAACAGAGUCUCCUUUUUAAAUAACCAGAUAUUUUUAAAAUUUUAAUGGUAUUUUUGUAUUUUUACAGAUGCUCAGAAAGAGAUUCUUUCCUUAGGAGUGUUGUCCUUUUUCCUCUUUGCUUUUUUACAGAGCAUAGCAUUAACAAUUUUGUGGUUAACCCUGAUACCCAUUGAUAUUUGCAAAAUAGUUCUGGAAGUAAUGUGUGAUGCUAUAGAACAGUACGAGACAUUCAGGACUUUUAUUUGGUUUCUUCGAAAUUGGAACUUUAAAAACUUUUUUUCUAUACUUUUGUCCUUUUAAAAAAUAAAAGAUAUAACUUCCCACCUGAUUUCACUUGAAACUUAGGUUUUUACCUACCUUGACAUUUCUAUAAACUGCUUGACAGUGUCUCUCAAAUGUAUCAAUCACACAGCAAAAUAAAACUGUAAAAUUUUUCUUCUGACAGUUGCUGGAGUAUAUUUAUUCUCCUGUUUCCAGGCGGAAAGCUUCAGCCCUGGUUCAUACUUACUACAUUUCAAACAUAUAUUUCUGCGUAUUGCCACUUAGCAAGCACUACAACUUAAUCUUAUCUCAGUGUAACUGCUGUACCGUAAAAAUCAAAGUACACUGAAAUGUCAUUUUAGCGUGCACACUUCUCUGUAUAUUAUGUUUUUGAAAACCUGGAUUUUAUCAAGCAAAUUUUAAAUAGUAUUUCAAGAAUCUUUCUGGCAUCCCUCCUGGCUCAGUUUUCAUCUAGGCAAGUAUAAGACAACACUCAUUAACCUGCGUGGGUAGUAGUUUUGGUCAGUAGACCUCAGGUGUCCAUCACUUUUAGUUCUAAAAUAAGGACAAAUAUCAGCAUUCUGCUUUAUGCAGAAUGUACCUUUGGGAAGGCCCUUUCUGCAGGGUUUGAGAGAGGAAGUGUUUUAAUCUGAAUUCCUCUUUCUUACCUCUGUUUUAAUUGUUUCCAUCCAUGAAGGUGUAGUUAUGCUAGGGAUUGCCUGCAAAAGGAUGCAUGGAAAUUUCAGCAAAAAAGCUAUAGCAAAAUAUUGUUGAUUUUUCCAUUGUGGCUUUGAACUACAAAGAUUCACAGCCUGUUGAACUUUUAAAAGAGGCCAGGGGAGCUGCAAUUUAAUCGAAAACACCAAAAUCUGGAUACUGGACUUCAAGGCAACAGCAGUAGAAUAGGGCAUAUGGAUCUCCAUAUAGCAUAUAUCUUAGUUUUAUUGCAGCUGGAGAAGACUGUUUAAUCGCUCUUUGUAAAUACUUUUGAAGGAGUCUCACCUGUACAAGGCAAUGAGAACCUAAAGAGGAAUUGAGCUUCAUUUCUUUCAUACAGUAAAACAUUGUGCCCAAUACUUACAUCUUGAGGAUUUAACACUAUUAGGAUUUAAAAGAAGCGUUUGGUACUCCACACUCAAGACUAGAAGGAAAUGCCUACACUCUGGCAAGCCCCGCAGUUGUUCUUAUACCUUUUGAUGUUGGACUGUUAACAAUUAAUGUUUGUAUAAUACAGUGAUUUUGUUUUACAAAUAAAGCUGUUGCCUUCA
Molecule: messenger RNA, 3577 nt
Organism: Alligator mississippiensis (American alligator)
Lineage: Eukaryota; Metazoa; Chordata; Crocodylia; Alligatoridae
Gene: TSG101
Product: tumor susceptibility 101
Exons: 8
Coding region: 73-1302 (409 amino acids)
Biological process (GO): endosome to lysosome transport; protein modification process; protein transport
Cellular component (GO): ESCRT I complex
Molecular function (GO): ubiquitin binding
Source: RefSeq, a predicted model, not a curated record